This is a messenger RNA of Hydractinia symbiolongicarpus, 3133 nucleotides long. RefSeq names its product transmembrane protein 19-like. Gene Ontology annotation, cellular component: membrane. The transcript is spliced from 3 exons. The record is from RefSeq and is a predicted model, not a curated record. The coding region runs from base 1996 to 2895 and encodes 299 amino acids. Lineage: Eukaryota; Metazoa; Cnidaria; Hydrozoa; Anthoathecata; Hydractiniidae.
AGAGACGACAAGGGAAGUAUAAAGUCAGACCCAGAGAGAUAAAAAAGUGUAUAAAGAAUUUUACCAAUGAUUGUUUACAAAAACUAUAAGAGAAGAAGAAUCAGAAAAAUGGGUAGAACAAAAUGUAAUACAAAAAGUUGAGGAUAUUGUAAAAGAAGGAAACAGGCAAGACCCAAUGAUAGUCAGGAUUGAAACAGUAGAGAAAGUGAUAAAGACGCUGAAAAGAAGAAAGGCUGGAGACUGUGAAGGCUGGUGUAACGAAAUGGUAAAAUGUGGAGGAAAUGAAAUGGUGAAAUUAAGCUUCGACAAAUUGUGGGCUGGAAGAUUGUAUGAUAGACUUGACGAAAGAUGGCAUGAGAGAAAGGGAUCACUUAUCUAUAAGCUGAACCAAAAUCACUUAUCUAUAAGCUGAACCAAAAAGCGAAAAUGAAAAUAAUUACACCACUAGGAAUUACAGAUAAACUUUACGUUAAAAAUGUGGUGAAACAAGGAACAAUCUUUGGACCACAGGUAGACGAGAUGGGAAAAGUUUCGCCCAAGACUGUGAUCUCACCAAACAUGGCACUUGGAACAUUGGUAUAUGUAGACGAUAUAGGAGCUGUAGGGUCAAAAGAAACAAUAGAAGAGGUAGGAAAAAAUGUAGCUGAAAUGAAAAGAAUGAAAGGCUUUGUAUUUACCAGAGACAAGACAAAAUAUGUUAAUUGGGACAGGAAGGAAAGAACGAAGAUCAAGUGAAGUUAUAAUAGAAACGAGACAAGAUAGAAUUGAAGGUACAGAAGAAUAUAUAAGUAUUUAGGAAACUAGAUUAGAAAAGAAGGAACAGUGUGUAGGCAGAUUGAGAAAGUGGAAAAGGGAAUAGAAGGUGUAGUUAGUGAAGUGUGUAAAAUAGGAAAAGAAGAGCUAGUAGCAAGUCUAUCAACAGAAAAUAAACUGAUCCUGUUUGAAAAAACAGUUGUUAGUUCCUUAACAUACAACUUACUGGACAGUAAUAUCAGAGCAGCAGGUAGAAAGGCUGGAAAGGGUACAAGGUAAAAUAGUGAAGAGAUUAUUGAAUGUGCCUGAAACUACACCUUACUUGGGAUUGAUGAAAGAAAUUGGAAUAUGGACGAUGGAAAAAAAAAUUUGCUACCAGAGACUGAUGUUGUACCAAAACAUGAUGUCAUCAGAUGAGGAUAAACUUGGCAAACUGGUGAUAUUAGAUCAGAUAAAAAAAUAAACAAAAUGGUUGGUGCAAGGAAACAGAGAAUAUUGCAAGUAAGAUAGGAGUGGAGUAGAAACACGUAGAAAAGAUGACAAAAGCAGAGUGGAAGAAGAAAGUAAAGGGAAGAAUUGAAAAGAAACUAGAAGAGAUAAUGGAGCAGAAGGAAAAUAACAUAGGAAAAUGAGACACCAAAGUGGAAAAAAAUUCGGGAAAAAAAAGUACAUAAGUGGAAUGGGGAUAAAAGAAGCUAGUUAUACAAUAAGAAGAAGAUUGGAAAUGUUAGGCAUAGGUAAUAAUAUGGGAAAAAAUAGGACGUGUGUGUGUGGAGAAAAAGAAACUACGGAACAUAUAAUAGAUUGUAAACGAGUAAACUUGUGUGGGAAAAGAGAUAUAGCAAAGGAAUGGUUAAAGGAGACAAACGGCAUCAGCAGAAUGCGAGAGACAAAUGUAUGGAUUGGAAAGUAUAUGGGAAGAAGAGACAGAAGGGCAAUAAAGCAUAAAGAAUAGAAAAAAGAAAGAAGUGAGAAAUAAGAGGAAAAACAAGCAAACCAAAAAAAACAAAAAAAAAACAAUUAUUAAAAGAAAGGAAAAGAGAAUAAGGAAAAAUUUAGCCUUGUACCUAGUCGACAAUAAAGACAGCAAUAUAUUGUAUCAAUGUGUAGUUUUAUCUUUUUUUGACUAGGAGCUUGUUGGCAACAAAAGUGGGCGCUUGAAACAUUCAAAGAUUCAAAGGCUUUUUAAAAGUGUGAUCUGUCACACAAAUCCAAAAUGGAAACCUAAGUUAAUGUUCCGCAAUGGGCUCUCUGCACAUGUUCUUAACUCGAGUUUUAGUGUCACUUAUCCUAUCUGUAUUCAUGGCAAAACGAGGAUACAACAAAAAGUCUCUGUGUGUAUCUGGUGCAAUCUCAGCUGUUGUUGUUGGUUUCUUUAUAACACUGGCAAAUUAUUCCUUCUCAGCAUGUUUGUUGACCUUCUACAUGACGUCAUCGAAACUUACUAAUUUGAACACUUCCAGAAAAAGAAACAUAGAGGAGAAUUUCAAAGAAGGAGGUCAAAGAACUUGGAAACAGGUUCUAUGUAAUGGAGGCGUUGCCUUGCUUGUAUCUAUCAUCUAUAUAAGCGAAGUCGGUUGUUCUGAGCGACCUAUAAACUUUUCGAAAGACUUUACAUCUUCUAUUUUGUGUACAGCUUUGGUGGGAUCACUGGCAUGUUGCAAUGGUGACACGUGGAGUUCUGAAAUAGGAACUGCAGUAGGUUCCCACUCUCCAAGACUUGUUACAACCUUUCAGAAAGUUCCAGCUGGUACAAACGGUGCUAUUUCGUUAAUUGGUACCAUAGCAAGCUGUCUUGGUGGAUUAACUGUGGGACUUGCAUUUUUUUGCUGCGAUUAUGUAAUAGUAAGACCAAGUAGUUUCCUACUGGAAUACCCACCACAGUGGCCGAUAUUGGUGUUAGCGACGUUCGCUGGCCUAGUGGGUAGCCUAAUUGAUUCAUAUCUUGGUGCUAUAUUUCAAUAUUCUGGAUUCUGUUCAGUAAGAAAAAAAAUAACAUCUAAAAAAAGUUCGACGACUAAGCAUGUUUCUGGUAGCGACGUGUUGGACAACGAUCUAGUUAAUUUUUCUUCUUCUUGUGUUAUGGCCAUUAGUACUCCGUUGUUGGGAUAUUAUAUUUACAAUACUUUGCAAGAACUGUGAAACAAACGCACGAGUUUUUAUGCUACACAAAACUUAAUUGAUAAUUUAAUCUAUUUUCUAACUCGCAUGGCUGUUGACUGACACUGCGUGGUUUGGCGUUAAAGAAAAAGGAUCAAUAAAAUAUGUUUUUUAUGACUUGUUGUUAAGAAAGUACUUUUAUUACAUAAAAUGCAAGUAGAUCGGUAACUAACACAGUUGCCUUUGAUGGAAUUUAAUAAAAAAUACCCGUUAAUUUCUA